Messenger RNA from Drosophila ficusphila, 1142 nucleotides. RefSeq names its product kunitz-type serine protease inhibitor Hg1. The coding region runs from base 336 to 665 and encodes 109 amino acids. The transcript has 2 exons. Lineage: Eukaryota; Metazoa; Arthropoda; Insecta; Diptera; Drosophilidae. Gene Ontology annotation, molecular function: serine-type endopeptidase inhibitor activity. The record is from RefSeq and is a predicted model, not a curated record.
GCAACAAUUUCCGGCAUUUCGAAUAUAAUACAAAAACAAUUCAAAAACGAAAAUGCGCCACCGCCGGUGAGUUCGUAUCGGAUCUUUUCGGACCGUGUUCGUGAGUUGGCGGCACGUUUUCCUUACCGAAAGUAGCGCAGAUUACUUAAAAAUACCAAAAACCGAACAAAUUGGAACAGCCUCAGCUGGCGGCAGUUUUUCAGUUGCUCAGUUCUUGGGUUCUCCGACUCUGGGAUCCGGCAUUCUGCGUUCGCAUCUGGUGCGAGUACAACGACCAUCUGCCGCCGGUGGUGCUUCAUUUUCCUCAUUCCGAUUCUGUUGGCCGCGCGAAAAACAUGAAAUUGAAAAUCAAUCUGACGUUCCUCUGUGCGACACUCGUCGGCAUCCUGUCCAUCAUCCUAUUGACACAGACCGCGGAAGCCGAGGCCUUUGGAGGCGGCAGUUCUGGCAACGGGGCCGUGGUGUCAUGCAAAGAGCUGAACAAUGUCAACUGCUAUGUGGGCCGAAACGAGGGCAACUUCUGCAGCAGCAAGGACAAGACCAAGGCCGUAACUCGCUGGUAUUUCGACAAGGGGGUCUGCAAGCCCUUCAACUACAAAGGCUGCAAUGGCAAUCGCAAUCGAUUCUGCUCGCAGGAGAGCUGCGAUUCGCGCUGCGGCGACUGAUUGGCAUUAGCGGAUAUAUGGGAUAUACGAGUAUAUUCCUCCGUACCUAGUCGAUAAGUUUGUACGCGUAUGCUUAGAGUAAGAGCAAUUAGAAAUCACACCGCACACUAAACAAAAAAAGUCAUUUCGUCAUUAAUCAAAGAGCACUAAUCUUUCUAAACUUUUACUAAAAUAAUUAUUUUUUUAUUUAAUUUAACUUUACUUGUAAAUUUUAGGUGUUUAUUUGUUUUUAAAUGUAGUAAAUUUUUGGAAAUUAGCAUCGGUGUUUUCAAAUGCGAAUUUAUUGUGAUUGUUUUUUAUUUAUUGUUUUGCUUAACUUAUUUUAUCCACAAAAACCUUUUAUUUCUUACCUAUUUUAUGUAAAUCAUUUUUUAUUUCAUAAAUCAUUUUAAAGUAUGCUUUUAUUAUAAAUCAAAGAAUUAAAACACGGAAAAUAAAAUUUCAACACAAAAAAACUAACUGUUGUUCAAAUUGUAA